Messenger RNA from Acanthosepion pharaonis, 1428 nucleotides. NCBI's taxonomy places the organism in Eukaryota, Metazoa, Mollusca, Cephalopoda, Sepiida, Sepiidae. The record is from the annotation of a GenBank genome assembly.
AUGUAUCUAUCUAUCUAUGCCUGCUCACAAUCUAUCUAUCUAUCUAUCUAUCUAUCUAUCUAUCUAUCUAUCUAUCUAUCUAUCUAUCUAUCUAUGCCUGCUCACAAUCUAUCUAUCUAUCUAUCUAUCUAUCUAUCUAUCUAUCUAUCUAUCUAUCUAUCUAUGCCUGCUCGCAAUCUAUCUAUCUAUCUAUCUAUCUAUCUAUCUAUCUAUCUAUGCCUGCUCACAAUCUAUCUAUCUAUCUAUCUAUCUAUCUAUCUAUCUAUGCCUGCUCACGAUCUAUCUAUCUAUCUAUCUAUCUAUCUAUCUAUCUAUCUAUCUAUCUAUCUAUCUAUCUAUCUACGCCUGCUCACAAUCUAUCUAUCUAUCUAUCUCAGCUCAUACAUAUUUAAUUAUUUUUUUUUACAAUUACUCGUUAAGUCUUUUAUCUUCGUCUUCUUUAUUCAUUUCUUUCUUUCUUUCUUUGAUUCUGUCUUUCUUUCUUUCUUUGAUUCUUUCUUUCUUUCUUUCUUUCUUUCUUUCUUUCUUUCCGUUACAUCCUUUCCAACCCACAUCCUGUCAUCCACCGCACCCUGUAUCUAUCUAUCUAUCUAUCUAUCUAUCUAUCUAUCUAUCUAUCUAUCUAUCUGUAUAUGCGCAAAAUGGCUAGAAUCGUUCAGUGACCAUGAUGUAAGCGCGUGUGUGCUAGAACGGUUCAGUGACCAUGGUGUAUGCGCACGAGUGCUAGAACCGUAUAGUGACCAUGAUAUAGGCGCGCAAGUGUUAGAACCGUUCAGUGACAAUAAUGUAGGCGCGCGAGUGCAAAGAGCGUUCAGUGACCAUGAUGUAGGCGCGCGAGGGCUAGAACCGUCCAGAGACCAUGAUGUAGGUGCGCGAGGGCUAGAUCCGUUCAAUGACAAUGAUGUAGGGGAGAAAGGGCUAGAAUAUUUCAUUGACCAUGAUGUAAGCGCGUGUGGGCUAGAACCGUUCAGUGACCAUGGUAUAGGCGCACGAGUGCUAGAACCGUAUAGUGACCAUGAUAUAGGCGCGCAAGGGCUAGAACCGUUCAGUGAUAAUGAUGUAGACGCACGUGCGCGAGGGCUAGAACCGUUCAAUGACAAUGAUGUAGGCGCGAAAGGGCUAGAAUCGGUCAGUGACCAUGAUGUCAGCGCGUGUGUGCUAGAACCGUUCAGUGACCAUGGUGUAGGCGCACGAUUGCUAGAACCGUAUAGUGACCAUGAUAUAGGUGCGCAAGGGUUAGAACCGUUCAGUGAUAAUGAUGUAGACGCACGAGGGCUAGAACCGUUCAAUGACAAUGAUGUGGGCGCGCGAUGGCUUGAAUCGUUCUGUGAACAUGAUGUAGGCGCGCGAGGGCUAGAACCGUUCAGUGACAAUGAUGUAGGCGCGCGAGGGCUAGAACCGUUCAGUGACCAUGAUGUAGGCGCGUGA